Capsicum annuum is the source of this 851-nucleotide messenger RNA. Its product is annotated as non-specific lipid transfer protein GPI-anchored 3-like. The transcript is spliced from 3 exons. NCBI's taxonomy places the organism in Eukaryota, Viridiplantae, Streptophyta, Magnoliopsida, Solanales, Solanaceae. The record is from RefSeq and is a predicted model, not a curated record. Bases 84 to 650 code for a protein of 188 amino acids.
AUAUAUAUAUAUAUAUAUAUAGUUUCAUUUCCUCAUCACCACAAAUUCAUAUCCAUCGAGAGAAUUAAGACAAAGAAUUAACCAUGGCAUAUUCCAAAUCAUUUUAUGCAGUAAUUUUCUCAUGGGUUUUUAUGGGUUUAUCUCAUGGCAUUGAUCUCGAUAAAAAUCUGAUCAAUGCGCUUUUGGCUAGUGGUGUUGGUGAUGGUGAUGGUGGAAGCGGGGCUUCUGCAAUGUCAUGCAUGCAGAAACUAAUGCCAUGUCAACCAGCAUUGUCAUCGCAUUCGAAAAAUCCCCCACCAACUUGUUGUAUGCCAUUGAAAGAAAUGAUGACAAAUGAUGCAAAGUGUCUUUGCACUGUGUUUGGUAAUGCUGAUCUGAUGAAGGGUUUGAAUGUUACUCAAGAUGAAGCUUUAGAUUUUGCAAAAUCUUGUGGGGCUAAACCUGAUCUUUCCCUUUGCAAAAAUGCCGCUGCAUCACCUGGUUCAGCUGCAGCCCCAACUGCUCCCACUACUCCAGACACCAACAGUUCGGCUUCCAGUAACAAAACUGCAAGUCCACCAGCAGAGAGCACAGCUAGUGUGACAUCCAAACUUGGAGGAUUUGUGGCUAUUGCAUCCUUUUUAAGUUUAAUGAUGUUGUUAACAGUUUAAGGAUUUAUUAUAUUAAUUUGCUUUAUGAGGAAAGACAAUUAUAUUCCUUAAUCAUUUCACUGUUUUUAAUUUACAUCACCAAACUUUUUUUCUCUAAUUUUUAAUGAGAUGUGUGAUGUUUAGUAAUUGUGCUUUGAUUUGUUCUUGUUAUGAUUGCUAAAAGUACGUUAAUUAGUAGUAUCUGACUUUUAUUUCUUUUCA